Spea bombifrons (plains spadefoot toad) is the source of this 1742-nucleotide messenger RNA. It is a transcript of the gene MAT1A, whose product is annotated as methionine adenosyltransferase 1A. Bases 155 to 1345 code for a protein of 396 amino acids. The record is from RefSeq and is a predicted model, not a curated record. The transcript has 9 exons. Gene Ontology annotation, biological process: S-adenosylmethionine biosynthetic process. Gene Ontology annotation, cellular component: cytosol. Gene Ontology annotation, molecular function: methionine adenosyltransferase activity; ATP binding. Lineage: Eukaryota; Metazoa; Chordata; Amphibia; Anura; Pelobatidae.
CUGACGGGUCAGUGUGAGACACGGCCGUAAGCGGACACUUCCUACAAAACCCCGCAGCCACCACGUUACAGUCUACCUGCCGGCGACUGCUGGAUCCCACACGGUCGCCUCAGAACUGUCAGCUGUCGGCCCGACCGUGGAGAACGAGGACACCAUGAAUGGACCGGUGGACCGUUCGACCGAGGAGAUGUCCCCAGGGGACGUCACCUUCAUGUUCACUUCGGAAUCGGUAGGAGAAGGUCACCCGGAUAAAAUCUGUGAUCAGAUAAGCGAUGCUGUUCUUGAUGCCCAUCUCCAGCAAGAUCCAGAUGCCAAGGUUGCCUGUGAGACGGUCUGCAAAACUGGGAUGGUCCUGCUUUGUGGAGAAAUCACGUCGAGGGCAGUCGUGGAUUACCAAAAAGUUGUUCGAGAUACCAUUAAAUAUAUUGGAUAUGACGAUUCUGAAAAGGGUUUCGACUAUAAGACGUGCAAUGUCCUGGUAGCUUUGGAACAACAGUCUCCUGAUAUAGCUCAAGGGGUCCAUUUGGACCGAAAAGAAGAGGAUAUCGGAGCUGGAGAUCAGGGUCUCAUGUUCGGGUACGCAACCGAUGAGACGGAAGAGUGUAUGCCCCUGACCAUAGUCCUGGCUCACAAGUUGAAUGCAAAAUUAGCAGAGUUAAGAAGAAACGGAACGCUUCCAUGGCUCCGACCGGACUCCAAAACCCAGGUGACCGUUCAGUACAUACAAAGGAACGGAGCGGUUAUCCCCGUCCGGGUCCACACCAUUGUCAUAUCCGUACAGCACGAUGAGACCAUCACGCUUACCGAUAUGAAGGAGGCCUUGAAGGAUAACGUCAUAAAGUCUGUAGUACCUUCUAAGUACUUGGACGAGAAGACCAUUUACCACCUCCAGCCCAGUGGCCGUUUUGUCAUUGGUGGGCCACAGGGGGAUGCUGGUGUAACCGGUCGAAAAAUUAUCGUGGACACGUACGGGGGUUGGGGUGCCCACGGAGGAGGGGCUUUUUCCGGGAAGGACUACACAAAAGUGGACCGAUCCGCUGCUUACGCUGCCCGUUGGGUAGCUAAAUCAUUGGUACAUGCCAGGUUGUGCCGCCGGGUUCUCGUUCAGGUCUCUUACGCCAUCGGGGUCGCCAUUCCGCUGUCAGUAUCUCUUUUUACUUACGGGACCUCGGAGAAGACCGAAAAGGAGCUGCUGGAUAUUGUUGAACGCAACUUUGAUCUACGACCUGGAGUCAUCGUUAGAGAUCUCGAUUUAAAGAAACCAAUUUACCAGAACACGGCGUGUUACGGCCAUUUUGGAAGAUCCGGAUUUUCCUGGGAAGUUCCCAAAGAGCUGAUUUUUUAACACUCGGCACACGAAAGAAGCUCCUGUCAAUGAAGCAGCUCCCCCCCCCACUUAGAAAUUCCAAAAGGACUGCGAAAUAGAAUGUUGUUCACCGAUAAUUCCAAAGGUGAAAGGAAUUGCGAAAGAAUGAGCUCGGGAAUUAUUUGCCUACAAACACGGAACGUAAAAAGCUCUCGAGCCAAAGUCAACACUACAUCCCCCUACCUCGUGUUCCAGGAACCCGAGUUGGGUUUAUAUUAUUGGCAUCUGGAUUACAGCCAUUCAGCUAUCACAAUAGUCCAAAAAAAUAUUUAUCAACCCAAUAACCAUUGAAUUCUCCCCCCCCCGCUUUCUUGUUUCGACCACGUUAUGUAAAAUUUUUGUCAAGAUGUCACAAAAUAACAAUUAUUAUGGAAAA